AUUUCUCUACGUUAACGCGCUGUUCUGUUUUCGUGCGCACGUAUUUGAUGAAGCGAAGUUGCGUGCGCGAGUGAUUGAACCAACUGAAGUCCCCGGGUUUUCAGAAUCGCUCAGUGACACUGGCGUUUUCUAAUGAGUGAUUACUUGUGCAUUCAUAACACAGUGCUUCAUGGCGGACAUUCGCUCGAAGGUUCUGCAGUAUGAAACGUUCCUGAACGACGUGCUAAAGGAAGACCUCAGGAAAUGCCUCGAGGAGCGUGAUCGCAUCUGCGCGAAGCUAGCCGAGCUUCUACAACUGCGUACAGUCGUCGAAAGGAUCCAGGAGGUGGCGGCGAACAAGGAGACGUUUCGGACGCAGGUAGAUCUGGGCAGCAACUUCUACGUCCAAGCCGUCGUGCCGGACGUGUCGAAAAUCUUUGUGCAAGUUGGCAUGGGCUUCUUUGUAGAGCUGACACAUGAGGAGACCCUGUGGUUUGUGGGUCGUCGAGAAGCACUGCUUGAGACGGAGCUGCAGCGCGUCUCCAAGGAGUCUGCAAACAUAAAGGCGCACAUCCAGAUGGUGCUGCAGGGGCUGCGUGAACUCCAAGGCCUGCCAGCCGAUCUCGAUCGACCGAAGCAACGAGAUAUAUUCGAGUAGAGUUGUCACGUGUAAAGUGUUGGCCCGCCCAAGUGUGUACAAGUUUACUGUAAAUAAACUCUAAAGAUAUUU
Rhipicephalus sanguineus (brown dog tick) is the source of this 709-nucleotide messenger RNA. It is a transcript of the gene Uxt, whose product is annotated as protein UXT. The record is from RefSeq and is a predicted model, not a curated record. NCBI's taxonomy places the organism in Eukaryota, Metazoa, Arthropoda, Arachnida, Ixodida, Ixodidae. Gene Ontology annotation, molecular function: transcription corepressor activity. The transcript has 5 exons. Gene Ontology annotation, biological process: negative regulation of transcription by RNA polymerase II. Bases 170 to 637 code for a protein of 155 amino acids.